Messenger RNA from Beta vulgaris subsp. vulgaris (sugar beet), 1229 nucleotides. RefSeq lists its product as uncharacterized. Lineage: Eukaryota; Viridiplantae; Streptophyta; Magnoliopsida; Caryophyllales; Amaranthaceae. Bases 1 to 1182 code for a protein of 393 amino acids. The record is from RefSeq and is a predicted model, not a curated record. The transcript is spliced from 7 exons.
AUGGAGAUAGCUCUGUUAAUUUGGAUGGUCUUGCUUCUACACAUAAAUUUGCUACAUGGAUUAAAAGCAACAUUGUCACAAGAUGAGAAAAUCAUGGUCAGGAGACGACUUGAACUCAUAAACAAGCCAGCCAUCAAGAGUUUUCUGACUAGGUAUGGUGACAUAUUGGAUUGCGUGGAGAUCAAUAAGCAACUAGCAUUUGACCAUCCAUCACUAAGGAAUCACUCUAUACAGAUGAAGGGUAACUUGAAGAUACCCAAGCAAACAAAUUCAAUUGAUCGUUCUUUGAAAAUAUUGAAGCCUUCACAUAUUGUACCUAAAAGCAUGAGAUGUCCAAGAGGGACCGUUCCUAUCAAAAGGAUCCAAGAAGAAGAUUUAGCAAUGGAGAAAUUUUCAUCAAAAAUAUCGACUAGCAUCUCUUCCAAGUCAAUCAAAACUCAAGAUGAUCUACCUCCUGGACACCAAAUUGCAACUCUUGUAGCAUUUGCCAACAACGUAGGAGCAUCUGGCCUAAUAAAUGUUUGGAGCCCAGAGGUUACAAAUGAACAACUUUCAGAUACUUCUGUUUUUGUUGCAAGUGAUGAUGGUUUUGUCAGUAACGCUAUAUCAGCUGGUUGGGCGGUAAACCCAUAUUUAUACCAGAACUUGACUCGGUUAUUCGGCUAUUGGACUAGAGACAGUGGGAAGAGCACAGGCUGUUUCAAUACAAUAUGUCCUGGAUUUGUACAAGUUAGUCAAAAAAUUGCUCUUGGCGCAACUAUACAACCCAUAUCUACCUAUUGGGGCGCUCAAUAUUUUAUAUCAAUUACCAUUCAACAGGACCAAAAUACAAAGAAUUGGUGGCUUUUGUAUGGAAACGAGCAAGUAGGAUAUUGGCCAAAGGAGUUGUUUGGUACCUUAUCCAACGGUGCCACAAGAGCUGGUUGGGGAGGAGAAAUUUCGAGCCCAUCAACGGAGGCGACUCCAGGGAUGGGAAGUAGUCACUUCCCAGAAGAAGGAUAUUCGAAAGCUUGCAUUAUAUGUAAACUAAAAUUGGUAGGUCAAGAAAAUUUUCCUAAUGGAACAGACCUCAAAUUGGCUCAAAGCAAACCUGAUUGUUACAAAGCUAUGUAUGGUGGCGAUGUUGGAGGUGACUUUGGACAUCAUAUGUUUGUUGGUGGACCCCCAAAUUGUAAGUUUUGAGUUGAAAGUUUGAAUUUUGAAACUUUGUCUUUUUUCAACGGUCCAAA